Molecule: messenger RNA, 1246 nt
Organism: Actinia tenebrosa (Australian red waratah sea anemone)
Lineage: Eukaryota; Metazoa; Cnidaria; Anthozoa; Actiniaria; Actiniidae
Source: RefSeq, a predicted model, not a curated record
UUAUCAUCCGCCAUGUUUGAAAGAGCAAUCAAAAUGAACAGCUGAUGGUUUCGUAAUGAAUGCGCAAAAAUAUUCAUGCGCAUAUUAUUGAUCUGAGCCUGCGAUCUUGUGUACAACAAUUUUUAGAAAAUUUUCGAUUUUUACCAAAAAAUGUCAAGUUUUUCUCAUUGAUUUUCUCACUUAGGUUAACGAGAAUGAGUUCGAGGAAAGGAGACUGUAAAAAGAAGCCUCAGAAGUACCAGAACGCGAUAGCAUUUAAGAAUGACUUGCACGAUACGAGUAAAACGACGAAGUUGAUCAACAGUACUCCAGUAGUGGGAGUCUGUACACGAUGCAGAGAUGCUAUCGAAUGGAGAAAAAAGUUCAAAAAAUAUAAACCUCUUAAAGCUCCAAAGAAAUGUGUAAAAUGUGAACAGAAAACAAUAAAACAAGCUUAUCAUAUAUAUUGUACUAAAUGUGCCCAACAAGGAGGAUUUUGUGAAAAAUGUGGAGAAGUCAAAGAAAUCCUAGCACAACCUGAGCCAUCACAGCAAGAAAGGGCAGCUCAAGAUAGCCAAUUACAGCAAGAAUUAAAGAUGCUUACUGAAAGACAAAGAAGAACAUUUUUCCGGCACAUAGAAAAAGGGGAACCCCAAGAUUUAACAGCCAUUGGUGGAAGUCUUGGCUCAUAUGAAGACGAAUAUGACAGUGAGGAUGAACAUGAUUGUCUUGACGACCUAACAGACCUUGGACAAGCAGGAUUGAAAGAGAAUGUUGAUUCUUGACAUAAGAAAAUUACACUAUAAAAUGGUUCUCCUUUAAGGCCGGUUUAGAAGGUCAAUUUUUGCCUACAACUAUUGUAUACAACACUCUCGCAUGUGUCGUAGGUGAGUUGUAGGCUUGAUUUACACGCUACGACUCGAGUUGUAGGAUAGCGCGAUAAUCGUACCGUCUAAACCGGCCUUUAGUGUUUUACAUACUUAAAUACUUUACUAAGUAUUCCCCACAGUGCUUUACUAUACUAAUUUACAAUAUUAUUCUAUUAAAGAUACAAAGCUAAUUUUUAACUUCAAUAAAAUGCACUACUAAAUAACUAAGUCCUAAGUUUAUCACUGUUAUAUCAGCUUCAUUUUUAAUCAAAAAUGAAAUAAAAAUGACCCAUUUUCACACUUUUUGCAAAACUAUGAAUAUUAUUUAUGACAAUUGAAAAAUGAGUCAUUUUGGGGCAUUUUCGGCCAUAAAGCAUGGACUAUAGCCCAUGGUUUUG